UAGGGAAUCACUCUGGUUCUCUGCUCAACCUCGAAGACUCUAGUUCUAAUCUAUAUCCAUCAGAUCCAGAAUGUCGGAGACACCUUUUAGACCCAGGGAGAAGCUUAUGGAGAAGCAGAAGUACUUCCAAAGCAUUAGCAAACACACAUACUUGAAAGGACCCUUUGACAAGGUCACCUCAGUUGCCAUUCCUCUUGCGUUGGCAUCUACCUCUUUGUUUCUCAUUGCACGAGGAGUCUACAAUAUGGCUAAUGGGAUAGGGAAGAAGGAAUGAGAGCUCUCUCCGUGUUUAAGGACUCAUAAGUUUGCCACCUUAGAUCUGAACAUCUUAUGCAUAUGGUUUUAAAUGGAAUUGUUGAAGGUUAUCUGUUUUACAACUUUGAACUUAAAAUUUCCAAACUUCUAGGUCUUUGGUAUCUGUGAUAAAAAAAAUGUUUUAAUCCCAAUUCCCAGCACAUUUGUAAUAUGACUAUGCAUCUUCAUUUUAUCUUCAUGUAAAUGUUUACCGAAAAAGUUUGAAUGUUUGCUAGUGUGAAGACUUUCACUUGG
Messenger RNA from Telopea speciosissima, 549 nucleotides. RefSeq lists its product as uncharacterized. Bases 71 to 274 code for a protein of 67 amino acids. NCBI's taxonomy places the organism in Eukaryota, Viridiplantae, Streptophyta, Magnoliopsida, Proteales, Proteaceae. The transcript is spliced from 3 exons. The record is from RefSeq and is a predicted model, not a curated record.